AUGACAGGAGCACUGAAGCUAAAGAGCCCGACGCGCCGUGAAGCAUCUCCAUUCAUCUACUUGAGACUGAGGAGCGCUGAGCCUGACCGAGUGUCAGAGAGUCCAACCCAGCUCCUGAGAGUUCUGAACACGUUCAAAACCAAGGACUGUAACACCACACAGGACUGGAACACCACACAGGAGCACAACACCACACAGGACUGGAACACCACACAGGACUAUAACACCACACAGGACUAUAACACCACACAGGACUGGGACACCACACAGGACUGGAACACCACACAGGACUAUAACACCACACAGGACUGGAACACCACACAGGACUGGAACACCACACAGGACUAUAACACCACGCAGGACUGGAACACCACGCAGGACUAUAACACCACACAGGACUGUAACAUCACACAGGACUAUAACACCACACAGGACUGUAACACCACACAGGACUGGAACACAACAAAGGAGCACAAGACCACACAGGACUGUAACACCACACAGGACUGGAAUACAACAAAGGAGCACAAGACCACACAGGACUGUAACACCACACAUGACUGGAACACCACACAGGACUGUAACACCACACAGGACUAUAACACCACACAGGACUGUAACACCACACAGGACUGGAACACAACAAAGGAGCACAAGACCACACAGGACUGUAACACCACACAGGACUAUAACACCACGCAGGACUGGAACACCACACAGGACUGGAAAACCACACAGGACUAUAACACCACACAGGACUGGAACACCACACAGGACUAUAACACCACACAGGACUGGAACACCACACAGGACUGUAACACCACACAGGACUGGAACACCACACAGGACUGGAACACCACACAGGACUGGAACACAACAAAGGAGCACAAGACCACACAGGACUGGAACACCACACAGGACUGGAACACAACAAAGGAGACUAUAAACACCACACAGGACUAUAACACCACACAGGACUGGAACACCACACAGGACUGUAACACCACACAGGACUGGGACACCACACAGGACUGUAACACCACACAGGACUGUAACACCACACAGGACUAUAACACCACACAGGACUGGAACACCACACAGGACUGGAACACAACAAAGGAGCACAAGCCCACACAGGACUGGAACACCACACAGGACUGGAACACCACACAGGACUAUAACACCACACAGGACUGUAACACCACACAGGACUGGAACACAACAAAGGAGCACAAGACCACACAGGACUGGAACACCACACAGGACUAUAACACCACACAGGACUGGAACACCACACAGGACUGUAACACCACACAGGACUGGAACACCACACAGGACUGUAACACCACACAGGACUGGAACACCACACAGGACUGGAACACCACACAGGACUGGAACACCACACAGGACUAUAACACCACACAGGACUGGAACACCACACAGGACUGGAACACAACAAAGGAGAACAAGACCACACAGGACUGGAACACCACACAGGACUGGAACAUCACACAGGACUGGAACACCACACAGGACUAUAACACCACACAGGACUGGAACACCACACAGGACUAUAACACCACACAGGACUAUAACACCACACAGGACUGGAACACCACACAGGACUGGAACACAACACAGGACUAUAACACCACAGAGGACUGUAACACCACACAGGACCAUAACACCACACAGGAGCAUAACACCACACAGGAGCACAACACCACACUGGAGCGUAACACCACACAAGACUAUAACACAACACAGGACUAUAACACCACACAGGACCGGAACACCACACAGGACUGGAACACAACAAAGGAGCACAAGACCACACAGGACUGGAACACCACACAGGUCUGGAACACCACACAGGACCAUAACACUACACAGGACCAUAACACCACACAGGACCAUAACACCACACAGGAGCGUAACACCACACAGGAACACAACACCACACUGGAGCAUAACACCACACAGGAGCAUAAGACCACACAGGAACACAACACCACACUGGAGCAUAACACCACACAGGAGCAUAACACCACACAGGACCGUAACACCACACAGGAGCAUAACACCAUACAGGAGCAUAACACCACACAGGACCAUAACACUACACAGGAGCGUAACACCACACAGGAGCGUAACACCACACAGGAACACAACACCACACUGGUGCAUAACACCACACAGGAGCAUAACACCACACAGGACCGUAACACCACACAGGACCGUAACACCACACAGGGCCGUAACACCACACAGGAGCAUAACACCACACAGGAGCAUAACACCACACAGGACCAUAACACUACACAGGAGCGUAACACUACACAGGAGCACAACACCACACAGGAGCGUAACACCACAAAGGACCAUAACACCACACAGGAGCAUAACACCACACAGGGCCGUAACACUAUACAGGAGCGUAACACCACACAGGAGCACAACACCACACAGGAGCGUAACACCACACAGGAGCAUAACACCACACAGGAGCGUAACACCACACAGGGCCGUAACACUACACAGGAGCGUAACACCACACAGGACCAUAACACUACACAGGAGCGUAACACCACACAGGAGCAUAACACCACACAGGAGCAUAACACCACACAGGACCGUAACACUACACAGGAGCGUAACACCACACAGGAGCACAACACCACACAGGAGCGUAACACCACAAAGGAGCACAACACCACACAGGAAUGGAACACCACACAGGUGGUACAUGACCCACUAUUCCUGUCGGGCACUAUUCUUCAUGUGCCUAAUCACAUGCACCAUGGUGUGAAAGAAAGUGUGGGUCACCACAACCAGUGGUUUCGAUCAGAGUGA
Thalassophryne amazonica is the source of this 2853-nucleotide messenger RNA. RefSeq names its product cysteine-rich, acidic integral membrane protein-like. The transcript has 4 exons. Lineage: Eukaryota; Metazoa; Chordata; Actinopteri; Batrachoidiformes; Batrachoididae. The record is from RefSeq and is a predicted model, not a curated record. The coding region runs from base 1 to 2853 and encodes 950 amino acids.